Messenger RNA from Chlamydomonas reinhardtii, 1204 nucleotides. RefSeq lists its product as uncharacterized. The record is from RefSeq and is a predicted model, not a curated record. Gene Ontology annotation, cellular component: catalytic step 2 spliceosome. Lineage: Eukaryota; Viridiplantae; Chlorophyta; Chlorophyceae; Chlamydomonadales; Chlamydomonadaceae. Gene Ontology annotation, molecular function: peptidyl-prolyl cis-trans isomerase activity. The transcript is spliced from 6 exons. Bases 223 to 696 code for a protein of 157 amino acids. Gene Ontology annotation, biological process: protein folding; protein peptidyl-prolyl isomerization.
CAGCUUGCAACCACAAUACAUACUUUGUUCAUUUCCACGAAGCCUGUCAAACUCAGUGUCAAACUCUUUGUUAUCAUCUGUACGCGUGCACUUGAGCGACUGUAAGCGGAACUGAGUGUAUUUAGCAAACUGCUGCUGAUUAGGAUUGUAGACAAGAGACCAGGCUCUCUGUCAGGCCGGGACCUUGCGAAGGCGGCAUUUGUCUUCGGUGCGCUAUAGGAAAUGGAGGCGCCGCUUGUGCAAAUAGACACCUCCAUGGGCUCCUUCACAGUGGAGCUCUACUACAAGCACGCGCCAAGGACGUGCAAAAACUUUGAGGAGUUGGCCAAAAAGGGAUACUACGACGGCACCAUUUUCCACCGAAUCAUCCGGGACUUCAUGUGCCAGGGCGGCGACCCCACUGGCACGGGGCGCGGCGGCGAGUCUAUCUACGGCGGCAAGUUUGAGGACGAGAUCACGCGUGACCUCAAGCACACCGGCGCCGGCAUCCUGUCCAUGGCCAACUCAGGCCCCAACACCAACGGGAGUCAGUUCUUCGUCACGCUCGCGCCCACACCAUGGCUUGACGGCAAGCAUACAAUCUUUGGGCGCGUCACCUCGGGCAUGGCCGUCAUCAAGCGGCUGGGUAACGUUCAGACAGACAACCUCGACCGGCCUGUGACUGAGGUCAAGGUCAUCCGCGCCCGGCCGGUGUGAGCUGGAACAAACGGUGGCGUGUGUGUGGCCAAGCGGACACACACCUUGGCGCAGCAUGGGGGUGUAGCUGGGGUGCAAAGUGGGCUGUGUGCGUGUGAUGGCCUGGCUUGUAGUUUUGAGGGUUGCAUGCGGACGGAGGAUUGAGAGUCACGGUACGGUUGGUGCUGCUGACUUGCAGAUGGAACACAGUUGUGGUUUGGGGGUGCAGCUGUGAUGGAAGGCAGGCGUAUUUGGGCGUAAGGACGUGGGUAGGCAGCUCCGUGUCACCAUCCCGGAGUAAUGAUGUCCCGGCGUGGCAUGGUAAAGCACGCGUGGGGAAAGCCGUGAGUACAGAGGUGGCUACCAAUUCUGGUAUGGGAUGCCUUGGACGCAUGACUUGUUGGCAAGAGAAGCGGCGGUUUUGGGCCCGUGUGAGGCAGGCAUUGCCGCAUUGGUCGUAUGGGCCAUUGGCGGGCGUACAACCUGGCAGCCCACGCUGGCAGCCCUAGUACCUGAUACGUACGAAGAC